Messenger RNA from Meloidogyne enterolobii, 1953 nucleotides. The record is from the annotation of a GenBank genome assembly. NCBI's taxonomy places the organism in Eukaryota, Metazoa, Nematoda, Chromadorea, Rhabditida, Meloidogynidae.
AUGUGUUAUAAAAUUUGUUUUACGAGUUUCGUUGUAAAUUUGUUUAGCUUUUACAUUUUACUUUCAGUAUUUCACGUGUCAUUUUAUUUAUCAAUUUUUAGUCAAUUUUUUAAUUUCAGAUUUUUUAGCAAAAAAAUGGAUUUGAGGCUAUUUUUCCUCAUUACAGCUUUAAUUCCAACAACUUUAAGUUUCUAUUUGCCCGGAUUAGCUCCAGUUAAUUUUUGUGAGUUGAAGAAUGUGAAGCCGACAUGCCCGAAUAAUGUCACCCUUUUUGUUAACAAAUUGGACAGCGAUCAAUCUGUUUUGCCCUAUGAAUAUCACAGCUUCGAUUUUUGCCUUGGUUCAGAAGACGAAUCUCCCGUUGAAAAUCUUGGUCAAGUUUUGUUUGGUGAACGUAUCAGACCAAAAGCGAAACAAUGCGCUCUUCUCUGCCAAAAAUCUUAUAAUAUGGACAACAAGGAAAAUCAACAGCGAUUCCGACUUUUACAACGAGGAAUGAGACUUAACUAUCAACACCAUUGGAUCAUUGACAAUAUGCCUGUAACCUUUUGUUUCAUUAACCAGCAAAGUAUGAAUGUUUGCACAACAGGAUUUCCUAUGGGUUGUUUUGUAACUAAAGAAGGGAAGCCUAAAGAUGCUUGUGUUUUGGAUCCGAAAUAUCGUCAACCUGACAGUUAUUAUCUUUUUAACCAUGUUGAUAUUAGAAUUGAAUACAGAGAUUUGGGCCUCGAUUCCAACUUUCUCGAUGAAAAAAUUGGUGGACGCAUAAUUCGGAUUAAGGUUCAGCCUCGAAGCAUAAAACAUGAAAAGAUAGAAGAAAUGAAUUGUGGCCAAGGAGUUGCUCCACAACCUAUUUCUAGUGGAGAUAAGCAAUUUAACGUGAUAUAUUCUUAUUCUGUUGCUUGGGACCAAACGGACGUCAAAUGGUCGUCUCGUUGGGAUUAUAUUCUUGAAUCAAUGCCACAUACAAACAUUCAAUGGUUCUCAAUUAUGAAUUCUUUGGUUAUCGUUAUUUUCCUUUCUGGAAUGGUUGGAAUGAUUCUUCUUCGCACAUUGCAUCGUGAUAUUGCUCGUUAUAAUCGUCUUGAUGACGAGGAUGCUCAAGAAGAAUUUGGAUGGAAACUUGUUCAUGGAGAUGUUUUUAGACCUCCACGUAAUUCUUUAAUGCUUUCUGUUCUUGUUGGUGCAGGCAGUCAAGUUCUUCUUUGCGCUUUUAUUACUUUAGCUUUUGCCUGUCUCGGAUUUUUGUCACCAGCAAAUCGUGGCUCUUUAAUGACUUUUGCUUUGGUAUUUUAUGUUUUGUUUGGAAUAGUUGCUGGAUAUACAUCGUCUCGUCUUUAUAAAACAUUGGAAGGACUUGCAUGGAAAUCAAAUAUUCUUUUGACAAGCUUCUUAAUUCCUGGAAUUUUGUUUGGCGUUUUCUUUGCUUCUAAUUUAAUUCUUUGGUCAAAAGGAUCUUCUGCUGUUAGAACAAAUCAAAUUCCACGCCAAGUUCCUGAACAGACAUUAUAUACCAAGCCUCUUCCUGGAAUGUUGAUGGGAGGAAUUCUUCCUUUUGGAUGUAUUUUUAUUCAGCUCUUCUUUAUUCUGAAUAGUAUUUGGUCCCAUGAGGUUUUCUACAUGUUCGGCUUCCUUUUCAUCGUCUUCAUUAUUCUUAUCAUUACUUGCUCUGAAGCUACAAUUUUGCUUGCUUAUUUCCAUUUGUGUGCGGAGGAUUAUCAUUGGUGGUUCCGUUCAUUUAUGACUUCUGGUUUUACUGCAAUUUAUUUGUUUAUUUAUUGUGUUCAUUAUUUUAAUUCAAAAUUAACAAUAACUGGAAUUGUUUCAACAAUUCUUUAUUUUAGUUAUACGGCUAUAUUUGUCUUUUUAUUCUUUUUAAUGACAGGAACAAUUGGCUUCUUUGCAACUUAUUGGUUUAUUCAUAAAAUUUAUAGCUCUAUAAAAGUUGAUUGA